CUGGCGAUCCGUUUCCCGUCCACUGUGGGGCGCUAAUACGAGAAUUUAGAUGCCGAGCGGUCAAACUAACGCAGAAGAAGAAGAAGUGGGUGGCAGGUGCCUGACGCGCCUGUCUUUUAUCAGCUGCUGUUGGACUCAGAGUAAAUAUCAGGAUGGCACAGUGGGGUGCCAUAUUCUCAAUAAUUGCAGCUCUGGGAGGAGCGGCGCUUUUAGCCUCCGUGCACAAGAUCGAUGAGGGGCACACUGGAGUCUACUACAGGGGCGGGGCUCUCCUCACCACUACCAGCAGCCCUGGUUUCCAUCUCAUGCUUCCAUUCAUCACCACCUACAAGUCUGUUCAGACGACGCUGCAGACAGACGAGGUGAAGAACGUACCAUGCGGCACAAGUGGAGGAGUGAUGAUUUACUUUGACCGCAUAGAAGUAGUGAACUACCUCAUUCCAUCAGCUGUGUAUGACAUAGUGAGGAACUUCACAGCAGAUUACGACAAAGCGCUGAUAUUCAACAAGGUUCACCACGAGCUCAACCAGUUCUGCAGUGUUCACUCACUGCAGGAGGUGUACAUCGGCUUAUUUGACCAGAUCGAUGAAAACCUGAAGCUGACACUACAAAAGGAUCUAACUUCCAUGGCACCUGGACUUAUUAUACAGGCAGUCCGUGUCACUAAACCCAAUAUCCCAGAGAGCAUUCGCAGGAACUAUGAGCUCAUGGAGAGCGAGAAGACGAAGCUGCUCAUCUCUCAACAGACACAGAAGGUUGUAGAGAAGGAGGCAGAGACAGAAAGGAUCAAAGCUGUCAUAGAGGCUGAAAAAGUGGCACAAGUGGCAGAGAUCAAGUUUGGACAGAAAGUCAUGGAGAAGGAAACGGAAAAAAAGAUCUCUGAAAUUGAAGACGGUGCUUUCCUGGCCCGGCAGAGAGCCAGAGCAGAUGCAGAGUUCUACACAGCACAGAGAGCUGCCGAGGCCAAUAAGAUGAAGUUAACACCAGAGUACCUGCAGCUAAUGAAGUACAAAGCCAUCGCAACCAACAGCAAAAUCUACUUUGGGAACGACAUACCCAAGAUGUUUGUGGACUCUGGCUCUGCAGGGAGCUCUAUAAUGGCCUCUGCAGCCAUGGACAUUGAUGGUGAGCAGAUCUUGGACUUGGAUUAGUAAGGAAAGUAGUGGAACCUACAGGACCACCCAGGGGUGGAGGACUAUCUGUUGGAGGGCAGGAGCCCGGCCCACGGGCUGGUUGGCUGGCAGGUUCUCCCUCUGGCCCAGAGAAGCUCUGCUGACCUGGGCCCGUAUUUCUCAAACAUCUUUGAUCACUGUUAGAAAUCACACUGAAAGAUUGACUGUCAAAUGUUCCUACCUCACAGCAGAGGACUUGAGUCAUUUAUGAGGACACACUGAGAUAAUCUUGACUCAGUAAAUUUUAGAGAUAGGGGAUAAGAUGGCAUCAUCCAUGCUUAGAAUGAGUCAUUUAGCCAGGCAUGCUUUUGAAGGAAAUGACUGUGUUGUUACUCAAUCUGGUCUGUGCUUCAUGUGCUCUCAGCUGCAACAUGAAGGAUCAACCAAUCUAUUACUCAUGCGUUCAUACUUUCAUUUACGUUUUGUGUGUUUGAAGCUGUGAUAUCUGCUACCUGUCGAAGAAAAGACAAAAAUGCUUUAAAAUAAUCUUCAAAAUGUAAAAUCAGACUCCGUUACUUUGGCCUAACUUCAGCCUGUUUGGCUGCUCAGCUGACUCACUUGUUAUUUUCACUUUUAACAUAACAAACAGAUGGCAGACAUUAAGAUAUCUCAGCUAAAGCUGUCUCCUUUAAGUUAGCCUAAACUCAGAUUGCAUCCAUGACUGGCUCAUUGUAACCUGGCUGUGCUCAUCUGUAAACCUCAUAAAGUGGAAUGUAGUUGGUACAUUAUUACUAUUGGUCUUGAAAUAUAUGCUUACUACUGCAGAUAGUAAGCGAUUUAGCUCGACAGUUGCAUCUUACAUAAGCACAAACUCAUAGUUAAUCCAUGUGUAACACUUUGCCACUCCUGUUUUUUUGGUUUUGAAAAGGUGAUGUAAGAAAAAGACACCAGAUUAUCAGUCUUUGUGCAGCCUAACAAUCAAUGUUCAAUGAAGGGGCUUAGUUGGCAGCAGUCCCAGGAAGAAACAUAUCUCUUUAAUCCAGUAAAUCUCUUCUUAAUGACAUGUUCUACAUUCACACAAGUUCAGGUUGGACAAGCUCUGCAGCUCUGCUAGAAGACUUAGUAUGACUUAUCAAUAUUAAUAAUGUAACUAAAAUGUUGAGUUUUUUCUGCUGAAAAGACGAAGUCUGGGUCACUCUGAGGAUCAGGUCAGGCUGUGAUUUCUCACUCUAAACUGCUUGAAAAAGACGGGCCCUGAGCAGAUGUGUCACUUCAGAAUAAACAGAGGGAUGACGAAUGCACUGUGUGGUAGCUGCUGGCUGUCUGAUAAAAUCAUCACUCCAUUUGUUUGUAUACGUAUGUUUUCUUUUUCGUUCUUUUUGUAAGAUUUAUUUCAUGCACAGGGGACCUAUUGAAUUUGUGCAGCUGUAUGAAGUUGCGCCACAUUUUGCUGUAUAUUUAUGUAGCACACUGUACAUUUAGCAGCCUAUAUUUGCUGUGUAUCUGUUUUGCAUUAGAAGUAACCACUUUGAAAAGAUUGUGAUGGUCUAUCACACGAAAAACCACUUUCAUAUCAGACAUCAGGUUUUCAAAUCAUUACAGCUAUUUUUGAUAAUUUUAUGUAAAUGAUUGGUGUAUGCCCUGUAAGAAUCUUCACUGAACACAUGGUAGUGCAUUUUCUUUCUGCCUUUGGCAAUAUGACCCACUGCCCUGGAAGAGAGAGGGUAAGUUGACUCACUCGAAAUAGUCCCUUUUUUUCCCCCAGUUCUUUAUUGCUCAAUAGUUUCGUUCCCUGGAAAUCCUUCUUAACCUAACUCUGGAUUUGAUCACGACUGAAAACCAAACUCUUUCUCUGUCUGAUGACCUAUGGUCAACAUUGUGGAUUUACAGCAAGUGUGAUGUUACACAUUACACGGGUCAAUGACCAAAUGUGUUUUCUAAGGGACCGCUGAUUUGUGUUGAUGUAGUAGAGGAGGAAUGUAUACAGACAUUGAAAUUAGGAACUUGUGUCCUGGAUUCUCUGUAAAUGGCUCCCUGACAUCAUCUGAAGUGCUACAGUUAGCCCUCAAAGUGACUUCCAGCUUUUCAGAUUUUCUCUGCCUGAUUGAGACUUCCAGUGACUUGAAAGGCAAAUGUUUUUGCACUCAUCUCAUUUGUUAAUGUGCAAUGAAGAUAUUGUCAUUUGAUAGGAACUUGUGGGUAAUUCUUUUAGAAAUCAAUGGCAUUAAGAUUUUUUUUAAUUUACAUUGCAAGUCCAUUGUGAUGUACAAGAUGUUUGUUAUUAAUAAAAGGGUUUCAAACACAAUAAAACAUGCAGUCACAGCC
Larimichthys crocea (large yellow croaker) is the source of this 3437-nucleotide messenger RNA. RefSeq names its product ER lipid raft associated 2 (gene erlin2). The record is from RefSeq and is a predicted model, not a curated record. Gene Ontology annotation, cellular component: endoplasmic reticulum; endoplasmic reticulum membrane. Gene Ontology annotation, biological process: SREBP signaling pathway. Lineage: Eukaryota; Metazoa; Chordata; Actinopteri; Sciaenidae. Gene Ontology annotation, molecular function: ubiquitin protein ligase binding; cholesterol binding. The coding region runs from base 153 to 1151 and encodes 332 amino acids. The transcript is spliced from 12 exons.